Molecule: messenger RNA, 2461 nt
Organism: Rhododendron vialii
Lineage: Eukaryota; Viridiplantae; Streptophyta; Magnoliopsida; Ericales; Ericaceae
Exons: 2
Coding region: 1724-2053 (109 amino acids)
Source: RefSeq, a predicted model, not a curated record
GAUGACGUUGAACUCCAUAAUCUCGUUCCCUUCCCUUUUUCGUGAUUGAAUCCUUCACUCAAUCAGUCCGCCAAUUUUGACUCCGAUGAUUCAUCUCCCAUCCUUAUCUCCAUGUGGAAAGCUACUCAUCUCCCCAAUCUCUACUUGAUUUAGGUUUUCUUUUUCGCUCAAGGAAAAAAGGACAGGGUUUUACUUAUUGCGUAAGCAAAUUGAUUUGCUUUUUUUUUUGUGUUUUUGUAAAUUGAUUCAAGGAUUUUGUUUUUGUUUUUUCGUUGACAAAAAGUGCAAGAUUUGUUUUAGGAAAGGAGAAAGUCAGAGCUUGAAUUUGUUGGGGAAUGGGAAUCAGAGGUUGAUCAAUUUGCUGGGGAUUUGAAUCCAUCAAGGUUGAUUAUUUAGGAAAAGAGAAAUUCAGAGCUAUGAAGAGAAGAUUUGGCAAGGAAGGGAGGAGUUGGGAGGGGGUGGUAGUGGUGGUCAGGAGUUGGGAACUUAAGAAAACGGUGGAGCUAGAAACGGAAAAGAGGGCAGGGGUUAAGCUGCAGUUUGCAGCAAGAACAAAAUGUCAUCGUGUCUCUAAAGAAUUUGGGAGUAGCAGAACUGGCUUCACCUGAGUCGUCAGAUGGGCUCAUUAAUGCGUUGUCAACAUCUAGUCAAAAGGUGCGGAAGAUGUGUGGAGAGAAACGUGGGGAGAGGAUCCGGAUCCGCCUGGAUAGGCUCCUCACGCACCACGUGGGCACAAAUUGGGGGAUGGUGUUGUGUAGUGGUAUGCGCAAUACCGUGUUACGCACCUCCAAACCGUCGGAUAGUAAAUCCGAUGGCUCGAAUCUCAUCUCGGUAAUAAAUAGCUCUCGAUCGUUGAUUGCCGAGAUGAGAGCCAAGCCAUCGGAUGCACAAUCCGACGGCUCGGAGGUGCGCAGCAUGGUGAACAACACCAACCCGAAAUCCUGUGGGCACAGCCACGUGGUACUUACUCAACACUGAAAAAUUUCUUAUGUGUUUAGGUGUGGUGGUAGCAAAGUUGGGGAGGAAAUUGGUGAGAAAAAGAGGCGCCUAAGAUUUAAAGAUAAACCAAGAGGAAAUUAGAUACUCCCUCUGUCCCAAUUUACUUGUCAUUUUUUGGAGUUUGUGCCACUUUUCAAUUAAUUAUACUAUCUUGUAAUUUAUAAUGUUUUAGGUGAUUUCAAAAGCAUUGAAUUAUAGAAUAAAUCGAGAUCUAUCAAAUAAGAUUUAUAUUGGAUAUAAAAUUUAUUACCACUUUAGAGAUAUAACUAAUUUUUUAAUCCAGUUAGAAUAGAAUUGGAACAAGUAAAUUGAGACGGAGGGAGUAUAUAAUUAUCUAUUUUUGUUUUCUUUGUAAAACAACAAAGUGAAAGUUCUUUUCCUUCUCUUUUCUUGUUUUUCCUUCAUUUUUCCUAGUAAAUGAAACAGACACUCAACUUUCUUCUCGAUUAUACCCCACCCCAAAAUAAAAAAAUGUUCUUUAAAAAAGGUGGUUGAUAAUGCCACGACAACUCUUUUUAAGGCCAUGACUGUUCCUAUUUUCUGACAACAUUAUCCCUUUGAUAUUUGUUCCAGGAUAAUGCUAGGCACACAACGUACGGACGCCACAACAUUUACACAACGUGCUGACGUCAUCAAAACGACGUCGUUUUGAUUAUAAAAAAAAAAAACCCUGGUUCCAGGUCUUGAAACGAAACUCUCUUUCCCUUCCAUCCCCACCUUCACGAUGAGAAGAGAAUCGAGAGAGAGGGUUGCGCCGACCACCACCACCACCACCACCACCGGCGAAGACGACGCUUCCACCUCCACCGGUGAUACGCUUCCCACCUCCACCACCAGUCCCCAACCCCAAGUCUUCUGUUCUCAAAUCCCCUCUCCCUAUCUCGAGCUGAUUCUCCUGGUCACCGCAGACGAUGGAAGCGCUCCCCACCGCCGGCGACCGCCACCACAACCGGCUUCUGGCAGUCCGACGUUACCCCCACCACGAAGAUGUUUGUUGGUGGAGUUCAAGCGGAGUAAAAAUAUGGCGCGGCCAAUGGAGAGAGCCAUCUAUUAAAUCUAGAGGAUGGGAAAAGAAAUCAUGUAAUCGUGCAACGGUAAAGGAUAGCUCAGCUGCUGCGAAAGUUAGCUAUGGGACCAAUAGCUUUGCAAAAACUAGUGGAGACUUGAAAAGGCAGUGAAAGAGAUUGAAGCCAUUCAAGUGAAUCAAAGGCCAAGGAAAAUGAUCAAUUUGUUGUAGUUUGGAAUAUCAAUAUGUACUAAGUUUUGUAAUAUCAACUUGUAAUAUUGCGAAACCUAACUUCGUAUGUAAUUGUUAUUUUGAUGAGAACAGCCCGGCAUGGGUUUUAAAUUUAUUGUAUUAUGGUUUUCGUUGUCAAAUGAUAAUUUGGCAAUAGGUUUUGGCUAUGAAUGUGACUUGUGAAUGGUGAUUUAGAAUGAGAAAUGCCCGGUGUGGGCUUGUGCA